CAUACCUCUGCAACACAGGAGAAAUAUCAGUAACUUUAAAACAAGUCAGGCUUGUAAUAACUAUUUAAAAAAAUCCGUGUACUUGCAUCUAAAAUCUACUGAUUGUAUAAAUGUUUGCGGUCAACCAUAGACAACGUUAGUAUGCAGGUAAGAUUCCCUUAACAGGUUCACUGGCCUGGACGCAAAUAUCGACUGUGUGAUGUAUGUACUGCCCCUAAACAAGACUCUACAAGAAGCUGAAAGUAAAACUAGUAUGUGGUGGUUAAAUACAGGGGCGACGGUAAAGCAAAUUGGGUUCUUAACAGUCUUGCCCUGCCAAACAUGGCGGCGUAGUGGACAUACAAUUCAGCGACCAAUGUGGGCGUCUAUGUCUAUAACACGUGUGGCAAAAUUACUUGUAUGUGCAAGGUGAGGAGGAUAUUUCAAAAAGCUGUGACAAAUACUUUCUAUUUAAAUCAGACCAUCAGUCUGCAAAUACAAACGUGAAUUCGCGUCGUUAAUUGUGGACCAACAAUAAAAGUGAGGCAUCUAUAUCAUCAUAGACAAGUAGACGAAUAUAUAAGAUGUCGUCUUACCUCGUCAGCUGGUUUAUGUGGGUCAUCAAAACAGGUUUAUAUUCCUCUGUAGUCCAGGAUCCAGACAAAUUCGUAUAUUUGUUUAAGCAGAGUGAACCUGGAUCAGCCCGUCGCGUGCGCAGGGAGUGGUGUCUACACGUGGCUUUCCUACAUCUAGCUAUGAUUGGUGUAAGGAAGGUCCCUGAACCUGAUCUCAUUCCUGCCAAUAUAAUGGACCUACUCAUACUGGGCAUCAGUGUCAACUACGCUUAUACCACCCAAAUCAUAGGAUAGAGAUGACACGUUUAGAGAGUGAUUGAACCCAUGGCUUCAGAGGGCUUGAGGACUAUCUGUUGGUUUAUAAGGACUUUCCUGCCUUGGAAGGAAAACCAGACUGUGAUAACAAGGGUGAUGUUCUCACCAGGCUCACAUGUAUUUGCGUGGUGGGCAAUGAAGCCCCGGUCAGACCAGAGGUAUGAUUCUUAGUCAUGUUUGCAUUCAGACUUCGAGGUACACAGAUCUGUGUUCUUCAGCCAAAGAGAGCGUAUCCCUAAUGUAAUGUCAAAUAAUAAUCCAAAACCAGUUUCUGUCUCACUUGUUCGUACGCCCUUUCUUGCUCUGGUCCCUGAUGCCUUUAGAAAAUCACAGUACACAUGGUCACCAGGGACAACCUCAACACUGCCCGCGCUUUACAACUAAAUGUGGCAUCCUGCAGCUGGAGAUGAUUUUCACAGGUAAGCAUCACGAUUGUUUACUAGCUAAAUCCAUCCACUCAAGCUCAUAACAUCUACUGUAUUUUCAGAUCGAACAGGAACGGAUUGACAAGAUAUGGCCUAACCACCGCUGAUAAGCUUCAGGGACAAGUUCAUAAGCUUUUGAAACUGCACUUUUUUUUUUUCAAGAUCAUUUCAAAUUUUCGAUAUGCUGACGAGAGUGAAAUAAACGCUUAUUUGGCUUUACCCUCAUGGACACUUGAAACCAAAGAAUACGUUUAGCAUCAGUUUUCUUAGGCAACAAUUUGGUCGUAUUCGCAAUAUUUAAAGCUGUAUUCGAGACAAAGUGCACAUGGACCAAGAUGAGGUAGACGGUACUAAAAUGCCAGAAGAAAUUGAGAGCCGUCACGUAUCUAAAUGAAUAAACUCAACCCUAGUUUUCAGUAUGCCCACAUGCAGCUCAACGGCUAAACCGUCUACCUACGUACGAUGCACUAAAAACAACAAACUAACACAGGAGUUAAUUUGGCUCUGAAAAAUCUAAUCUCAUGAACAUAUCUUGACAAUUAUAAUGUCCUCACCUUGAUCCUUGCAAGCCACAACCUCUGCUCCUGGAAGCCCACUGCACAGCUUAGAGACAUCCCAUCCUGAGUUUAGUAUUAUGUGUGUAAAAGAGACAAAAUGAUGGAGCAAACAAUUCAGAUUUCUUCGGUCAUCACAACUGGCCCCUUUUUAAUAAAUUAUUUCUUCUGUAACUUUAUUGAAUAAAAAUAUUUGUGUCUGCAAUUUAAUAUUAACUAUAUGAAUAAAUUCACUAUAUGAA
Molecule: messenger RNA, 2090 nt
Organism: Triplophysa dalaica
Lineage: Eukaryota; Metazoa; Chordata; Actinopteri; Cypriniformes; Nemacheilidae
Exons: 5
Coding region: 564-848 (94 amino acids)
Source: RefSeq, a predicted model, not a curated record